ACUUGUGUUUCAAAAAUAGAAGCAAUUCAAAAUAGCCACCCUUUUGUGACAAGAUAUACACAACACAAACAAAGCUUAUUCAUCAUGCAUCAAUAGUCAAAUCUCUAUUGCCUAUUGGCUAUAGUAUAUUCACUAGAUAUUGUUAAAUAUAUACAUAUAUAACUAUAUAAAAGUACUCAUACACUUUGAAGAUCCUUUAUCAAUAACCUUGAAUGAAGCAGUCUUACAACACGAUACAUUGAAAUUCAGCCCUUAUAAUUUCGAUUCAACUUUUGUUGUUUCGAUUCGUUCUAUUCAAAAAGCAAAGAUGGGGGGUUGUUUUUCUUCAAGAUCAUCAUCCACAUCAAAGAAAAUUAGAUUGGUUCAUCUAAGUGGUUAUGUAGAGGAUUUUGAGCAACCAAUUUCAGUUAACCAAGUAAUCACUAGUAGAAAUCCACCAACUCAUUUUGUUUGUACAUCUCUUCAACUUCUUUCAUCUUGUUCAAAACCAUUGAAGGGUGAUGCACAACUUCAGCCUGGAAAUGUUUACUUUAUGUUACCUUAUUCAAUUCUACAAGCCGAUGUUUCGCCCGUUGAUUUGGCUUCGCUUGCGAAAAGGCUCACCGCAAAGGCGAAAACUAGUAGAUUAGAUGACAAAAAGUCAUUGAAAGCUACUAGAGUAGAUUUGAUAAACAACCAAGGUUUGAGCAAUGUUUGGAGUUCGCCUUCGAGGAGCCCCGGAAGAGUUGCCGUGGCUGAACAAUUCGCUAUGACGUAUGGAGGACGAAGCAGCACGAGUAGAGCUCGACUAUGGAGACCUCUCUUGGAUACUAUUAGAGAAAAGUCAUUCAAUAGGAGUAGUGAAUCAGAUUUGAGAGAAACUCAUUGAAGUUUGAUAGAUCUUCUUGGAUUGAGUUUGUAGAUUUCAUGAUGUCGUCUAUGUUCAUUAUCACGGUAAUAACUCAGAAUCACGGUGACAUGCCAUGAUUUUGUAGAAACUACAUAUUGUAGUUUUUGUAAAAUUAUGGUGGAUUACCGUCACA
Molecule: messenger RNA, 1022 nt
Organism: Trifolium pratense (red clover)
Lineage: Eukaryota; Viridiplantae; Streptophyta; Magnoliopsida; Fabales; Fabaceae
Exons: 2
Coding region: 308-868 (186 amino acids)
Source: RefSeq, a predicted model, not a curated record